Messenger RNA from Aureococcus anophagefferens, 1719 nucleotides. Its product is annotated as expressed protein. The transcript has 3 exons. The record is from RefSeq and is a predicted model, not a curated record. The coding region runs from base 1 to 1719 and encodes 572 amino acids. Lineage: Eukaryota; Pelagophyceae; Pelagomonadales; Pelagomonadaceae.
AUGGCCGUGGCGACGCCCGUCGACGAGAUCGCGACGACGACGGACUCCGAGGCCUUUUUCACGACGACGGCCUGCUACGCGCACCCGUCGCCGCAGGCGCCCUUCGUGCCCCGGGCCCUCGACGCCGCGCCGCCGCCCUUCGAGCCGACCAUCGCCAUGGUCGCGGAGAUGGACCUCGGCGAGGCGCUCGGCGCGACGCGCGUCGCGGAGUCCGACCUCGGCGGCGCGCUCGGCGCGCCGCGGCCCAGCGCGGCGCCCGGCGGCCGCCUGCCGCCGCUGCCGCUCGACCUGUCGGGGCGGAGCCUGGACCUCGGCGCGCCGCCGCUCUCGAGCGGCCGGCGCCGGCCGCGGCGCGCGGCGCCGCGCGGGCCCGCGCCGCGGCCCGGCGACGACGACCCGCCGCCGGCCUACGACGCCGCGUACGACCCGCCGCCGGCCUACGACGACGCGCCGCGCCAGCCGUCGGGUGGCCUCGCGCGCUGCGGGAGCCUGGACGGCCUCUGGCGCGAGGUCGCGUCGCCGCGGCACCGCGGCGGCGACGCGGAGGCGUACUUGCAGCGCCUGAACCUGCCGCUCGGGCUCAAGCUCCAGCUCCAGAAGUCCGUCGACACCUACGUCGAGCGCAUCUGGAUCAUCGAUAAUUCGGGCUCCAUGAGCACCUGCGACGGCCACAAGAUCAUGCGCAGCGCCUGCGGCGACGUCUGCAGCCGCUGGGAGGAGCUCACGGACACGAUCCACUGGCACGCGACGCUCGCGGCGCGGCUCCGCGCGCCGACGACCUUCGUGCUGUUGAACCCGCCGGGCAACGGCGAGCCCCAGAGCUGCAGGGUCGGCUACGAGCGCGACAAGCGCUGGCUCCACCGGGGCCACGACUCGAUCUACUGCGACCCGGCCGACGGGUCCAUCACGCACACCGUCGACGAGGACUCGGCGGAGUUCGAGGUCGAGCGGCUGAAGAACAUGCUCGCGUCGGGGCCCGGGGGCAAGACGCCUCUGUGCGCCGCCGUGACGUCGGUCUGCGGCGUGCUCGCGCGGCGCGCGCCGGAGUUGCGCUCCCGCGGGCGGAAGGCGUGCGUCGUCAUCGCGUCCGACGGCGCGGCGACGGACGGCGACGUGCACGCGGCGCUCGCGCCCCUGCGGGACCUGCCGGUCUGGGUCAUCGUGCGCCUCUGCACGGACGAGGAGAAGGUCGUGAACUACUGGGGGCGCGUCGACGAGGACCUCGAAUUGGACAUGGACGUGCUCGACGAUCUGGUCGGCGAGGCGAACGAGGUCUGCGAGCUGAACCCGUGGCUGAGCUACCCCAUGGUGCUGCACCGGCUCCGGGAGUUCGGCAGCUCGGACAAGAUCUUCGACCUGCUCGACGAGCGGCCGCUGAGCCUCGCGGAGGCCAGGGCAGGAAAAGAGAGCGAAAUUCCCAACUUCAAAGGCUCCUCUCUCGGCCGUUGUCCAGCGGAGGCGGCGGACCUCGCGAAGCUGAUCUUAGGGCCGCAGGCGACGGCGGCGCUCCCGCACCCGGAGCUCGACUUCCCCGCCUUUUCCCGGGCGCUCAAGGGCGCCCUGGCCUGCGAGCCGGCGGUCUGGUGCCCGCUGCGGAAGCGGCUCCUGCCCUGGAUCAACGUCCGGAAGCUCCGGAAGCUCCGGAAGCGCAAGCCGCUCCUGAGCCACCCGGCGCUGCUCCGCGCCCAGAGCUCGAGCGCCGCCUGCGUCCUGUCGUAA